This is a messenger RNA of Macrosiphum euphorbiae (potato aphid), 336 nucleotides long. Lineage: Eukaryota; Metazoa; Arthropoda; Insecta; Hemiptera; Aphididae. The record is from the annotation of a GenBank genome assembly.
AUGUUGAAGAUAUACCUGUUGAGCUUCAAUGGAAUAAUAGAUUUGCAGCCACAAGAUAUCUUAAAAGACUCAUUCAAAGCAUCGCCUUUAAUUUUUUUCGCUGAACUUCCUGCAUCAUUUUCAAAAAUUAAAAAUAUAGCUGCGAAAUACUUCAGUAUGUUUGGAUCAACUUACGUAUGUGAACAGGCCUUUUCUCAUAUGAAAAAAAUUAAAAACCCAUACCGUUCACUCUUAACUGAUGAUCAUCUCCACCAUGUACUUAGAGCCAGCACAAGUAAUUUUAAUGUGGAAAUUGAAAAAAUAAUAAACAAUAUCCAACAACAAAAAUCACAUUAA